GCCGAUCAUUUCAGUGAUGACACAACAUCAUCCGGCUUAGGUUUUCCAAUUACAAGCAAUGAACAUUCCUUAAUUUAUACAUAUAUUUAUGCUUAGAGGCAAAGAAAAGCUAUACUUAGGUCUGAUUUCUGCGAAUCUAAGAAGAGAGAAGAAUAAGAAAAACUAGCGAAGAAAGGUCGACAAAGAGAACACCAAAUGGCUACAAUACCUAUAUAUCAUAAUUUAUCGUUUUAUACUGAUCCUGAAGGAAACAAAGCUCGUUAUGAAAGCUUGCUCUCAAAAUUCAAGGAGGAAUAUAAAAGGGGCCCCAGUUUUUUGAGUCGUUCGCCUGGUCGAGUCAACAUUAUCGGAGAGCACAUCGACUACAAUUAUUUUUCGGUACUCCCUAUGGCUAUGGAGGUAGAUGUGGUGGCUGCGGUUGCGGUAACGGAUGAUGGUAAGAUGGUUCUGACGAACACGGAUGAAGAAUUUCAGAAAGAACAGUUUGAUUUACCGUCAGACGGUUCUGUCAUUUCCAUUAACAAGGACCAGCACAGUUGGGGAAAUUAUUUCCGUUGUUCCUUAAUAGUGGCUCAUAAGUUUAUUUUAGAAAAAUAUCCAAAUCUGGUGCAAGGUGGCUCCAAACCUCUCAAGGGCAUGAGACUAACCUUUGACGGAAACGUCCCUACAGGCGGAGGUUUGUCUUCUUCUGCUGCUUUUUGUGUGGCAUCUAUCAUGGCCGUUUUGAAGGCCAACGGAAUCAACACAGUUACCAAGGAAGACUUGACUAGGAUUAGCGUUGUUUCAGAGCAUUAUGUGGGGGUAAAUACCGGAGGCAUGGAUCAGUGUGCGUCUAUCUAUGGAGAGAGAGAAAAGGCUUUGCUAAUCCAGUUCCGUCCAAAGCUGAUCGGUAUUCCCUUCCAGAUCCCUUCGACCAAACCAGAGGAAAUGGUCUUUCUUGUAACUAAUACGCUUGUGCAGGCUAACAAACACAAGACCGCUGCCACCAAUUACAACUUGCGAGUAGUCGAAAUGACCGUAGCUGCUGAAAUACUAGCCAAGAAGUACAAUUUAACACUUCCUAAAGACUCUAACCUUAAAACAGCAGGGACAUUACGAAGCUUCAUGGACACGUACUAUGAACAAUAUUUAAAACAGCCUCCUUGGGAUGGUAACGACAUCGCCGUUGGCCUUGAGCGCACACAAGAAAUGCUUAAGAUUACAGAAACUUUUUUUUCAGAAGAAGAAAAAGUGGGCUUUACUACUGAACAGAUGGCCAAGAAGUUGGAGAUGUCGGUGGAACAUUUUACCGAAACGUUUCUAACCGCAAUGCCUGUUCGUUAUGAUUUAAUGAAAAUAUAUCAAAGAGCCAUUCAUGUAUUCUCGGAAUUUUUACGUGUAUUACAGACUCUCAAGCUCUUUCACGAACAUAAGCCCUCGGAUAACUCAGAAAACUUCUUAAGGGCGUUUGGAAAACUUUUGAAUGAUUCACAAAGAUCUGCUGACAUAAAUAAUAAUUCUUCAAGUCCAGAAUUGCGAGAAGUAUGUGCGAUUUCUACUGCCAAUGGCGCAUAUGGUGCUCGAACAACCGGUGCUGGUUGGGGAGGCUCAGCAGUACACUUAACCACUGUUAAAAGACUAUCCGAAGUGAUUCGUGCUUUAAAAAAGCAAUACUAUAACAAACAUUUUCCCAACUUGAGUCAGGAAGGUUUGGACGCCGCCAUCGUCGUAUCUAAGCCCGCUAUGGGAGCUUGUCUGGUGGAAUUGAACGGUCCCGUUUUGUAAUACAACCGAAUAAAUUGAUAAAUCACUUCUAAUAGUGCCUAUGAUAACAACAGAAGGAUUGUUGCAACUUACUAAGGGAUUCUUUAAAAUUUAAUCAAAAAGGUUAAAGGUAAGCAAUAAAGUCAGAAUAUGCAAGGAAACUUUAUAAAAAAAUAAGGUUAUAUGUUUUAUGGUAUUUUCUUUCUCACAAUCCAAAUUCUCAAGUCUUCAUUCAAGCAGCCAGUUUCCUUAUGACAGUCUGCUCUGUUAUCAAUAUAUUCUUUUAAAUAAAAAUUUAAGCAAGGGAAUAUCAAUUUGUGAAGUCUAAUAUCUCAACCAGUGAGUUUUGGUUAGUAAGGAAUGCCAACCGCCUUUUGCUAACGGUAAACGGUUUACGAUUAUGGUCACCGUGUCUUGGAAGUUUAAUACAUCUGAUUAUUGGCGGUGUCCAGUAAUUUACUUGUUUCUUCAUUUACGUCGCCGUUGGUGACGAAAUACUGUUUCGACCAGUUGAAAUUUUGACUCUUAUUGUCCCUGCUUAUUGUAAUCUAAGAACAGCAGUAUAUAUGAUUUCGGGCGUUUUUUAUCACCGUUUUAUUCAUUUUUUGGGUCUCAUUCUGCUACUAUUUCCACUUUUAAAAUUUGGGAUGAGACUUUUGAUUAUUUCAUUCCCUUAGUAGUUAACUCCAUUGCUCUCUUAAUAUGGCUAUGUCUUUGGGUUUAAAAACUAGCAGUGGUUAUCUUCCUCGUUGAUUAUGAAAAGAAAGGUCUUACUUGGAAUCAUAAACCUUACAUGCUACAUCUUCAUGAUAUCGGCUAGUGUUCUUAUAAAGUAAGGCGCCUCAUAAUUCUCGCGGACUCCAUGGAACGAAUUCAUAUUUUUCAGUAAAGACACUCAAGCGUUCUUUCAAUGAAAGACUGUGAAAACCUAUCUUCAUCUGAAGAGUGUUUCUCGUAGUAGACAAUAUAUAGCAAAUUAUCUUGAAGAGCACAAUGAUGUUGAGUUUACGGAAAAGAUUCACGGGGUCUUCUCCUGUAUGAUCUCCUUAUGAAUACUUAAAUUGCUAAGAGUGGGAUAACUUAGUUUUACGAGAUUAGGGUUCCUCUUUUUGUUUUUUUUUUUUACUAAAAAAAAAGUAUAAUCUUCCUAAUUCGCUACAGGAGGAAUGUGAAAAAGGGUUUUCCGUUUGUUUUAUCUAAGUUUAAGUAAGAACACGAAAAUAAUUGUGUCGGUUAUAAAUGUUCUUUCCCGUAUAAUCUUUGAUCCUUGGUAUUACCAUAAAGAUCAUUGGCGAUUUCUAAUAAUAUCAUAACUUGGGCCAAA
Molecule: messenger RNA, 3067 nt
Organism: Schizosaccharomyces cryophilus OY26
Lineage: Eukaryota; Fungi; Ascomycota; Schizosaccharomycetes; Schizosaccharomycetales; Schizosaccharomycetaceae
Product: galactokinase Gal1
Exons: 1
Coding region: 196-1764 (522 amino acids)
Biological process (GO): galactose metabolic process; carbohydrate phosphorylation
Cellular component (GO): cytoplasm; cytosol
Molecular function (GO): galactokinase activity; ATP binding
Source: RefSeq, a predicted model, not a curated record